This is a messenger RNA of Gloeophyllum trabeum ATCC 11539, 741 nucleotides long. RefSeq lists its product as uncharacterized. The annotation marks the transcript as partial. The record is from RefSeq and is a predicted model, not a curated record. Lineage: Eukaryota; Fungi; Basidiomycota; Agaricomycetes; Gloeophyllales; Gloeophyllaceae. The transcript is spliced from 3 exons.
AUGGAAGUAGACGAAGCCGGCACACCACCUCAACCUCCUCCAAAGCCGCACUCUGGGCAGCCGCCGUCGAAUGCACCAAAGUCUGUACCUCCUGCUGGCCAGCCGUCGAAUGCACCCAAGUCCGUACCACCUCCCGGGCAGCCACCCUCGAAUGUACCCAAGUCUGUACGACCUGCGGGCCAGCCGUCGAAUGUACCCAAGUCCGUACCACCGGCCGUGCAGCCACAGUUGAAUAUAUCGAAGUCUGUACCGCCUCCCGGACAGCCGUCGUCGAAUACACCAACAUCUGGACCGCCGUCUGUACCACCUCCCGGGCAGCCGCCGUCGAAUGUACCCAAGUCUGUACGACCUGCGGGCCAGCCGUCGAAUGUACCCAAGUCCGUACCACCGGCCGUGCAGCCACAGUUGAAUAUAUCGAAGUCUGUACCGCCUCCCGGACAGCCGUCGUCGAAUACACCAACAUCUGGACCGCCGGUGGAGCAGCAGCCGUCGAAUGCAGCAAAGUACAAACGACGACUAGAUGAUACGCCAACCCCACAGCCAGCAUCAACGUCUACCAUCCCACCAACUGCUGGUGCAUCUGAUCCGCGCCCUCCCCCCGCUGCACCUCGUGGACUCCCUCCUUCGGUUGGUUCGCUCAAGUCGUCCCCGGCAGGACGGCUCCCUCCCCGACCCCCCACUGCACCUCGUGGACUCCCUCCUUCGGUUGGUUCGCUCGAGUCGUCCCCAGCAGGGCGGCCC